Messenger RNA from Exophiala dermatitidis NIH/UT8656, 6442 nucleotides. RefSeq lists its product as uncharacterized. The transcript has a single exon. Bases 3211 to 5508 code for a protein of 765 amino acids. The record is from RefSeq and is a predicted model, not a curated record. Lineage: Eukaryota; Fungi; Ascomycota; Eurotiomycetes; Chaetothyriales; Herpotrichiellaceae.
CGAGUGUCACGGUAGAGUUGCAAGGCCGAUACUACUACAGCUGCUACUGGUGAAGAUCAUUUUGCCUGCACAGCAGAGUUACAUCCUCAGUGUCAACCAAACCCAGUCGAUCCUCCACUCACCCUCCUUUUCUUAUUAGUAGCUGUGACUGCUACUACCACGGUCCAAUGCUGGCGCCACUCUCCGCUCAAUAUUUCAUGCACUGGCAGUCGAUGUAACUCGUCUAAUCGACCAUGGCUGUCCUUUUUCGGUGCUACCGUUCUGCUCACCAGCAAUGACCACCUGCCGUAUCGAACGGUGCAAGUCAACUUCCCUGAAGGACAAUAUUCGAUAGCCCCGGGCAUCCUCAUGUUGCAGCUGUCGUUGGGGUUUGUGAGAUUGGGCCUUGUGGCAAUUCCGCAUCUUCGAAUGGUAUACAGGGCUGCAAUGCACGCCGUCUUGGAGGUGGUGGGAUGCUCCUCGGUGCCAGCGCUGCUGGGCACUGUUUGCUUGAAAGAGGCGGGAGGGAGGGAGUCAAGCUUCAAGCGCCAUUCUACUCGUUUUUGGUAGGUUUUGCUGUACUGACAGGUCACUUAUCUUUUUUGCUAGCAUUGCACCGAGUGCCACCAACUGCGUACUUCGCUCUCCAUCGAACGUGUCCUUUGUGGCUGACGGUGUGACUGCUUGCUCUGUUUCUCUGACCAACGGCGGAUCGAAGCUGGCAAACAGCCUUGACAGCCAGCACAACCCGUGCAGGUGUCAAGCCUGCGCUGAGGUGAGAGCAUCUCACAUUGCUGUUGGCCACAAGGAGGAAGAGCUGGAUCUCGGCCGCGUCAUGAUGGUAGAGCAGGCUGUCCUCACGUAAAACUUCAUCUACAACAUCAAGCGUCUUUACAAAUCUGCGAAAAAGGUGAUAGUGACCAGCAGGGCAAGGUCUGCUCUAUAAAAAGCACUCCGUGCUGCUUAGAAAGGGGAUGCAGAAUUAUGACUCAAUCACGGCUGAACAUCCCGUUUCCGAUCGAGCUGGUCAAGUUUGGAAUCCGUCUUUUUGGAAUAAUAUGGCGUUGAAGUGAGACAGGGUCUUGCAUCUUCCAACCCAGCUAUGUGUGUGAGCCGUCCCAGACUGGGCAGAAGAAGGCAUUUGCGAGUCAAGACACAAUCAUGCAUGGUCACUAGCCAAGCAGCCAUGUGUCAGCCAUGAAGGGACACAAUGGGCCGUGCCGAAGAUGGCUUGCUCUACGACAUGCGUGCCGGCCUUAUUCUCAUCUACGUUUGACCCUUCAGCCGCGUUGAGGUCAGCGGUCGAUCCUUUCCAACAGCUUUUCCAUGCGUAACAUCGAAAGGAGCAAGAAGCUGGCUAUAGCUCGACUACUCAGCGCUUGUUAUUUAGGCGACCAUAUCCCAGCAAUCUUGACGACUCUGAGACAGACGCCAAUUCACGGGCUGGUCCUCGCACGGGUUGGUUGACAACAAGGCCACCAUAUGUAGUCCAACCUCAAGAUGUAGGGAAGCGACACGUCUCUGACCAAACCUGUUGCACUACGAAGCUUGACCGCCAAUUUAGGAGGGCUUCAAUAGCAGAAUUACUGGAACUAUCUGAAUUUCCAUAAGGACGCCCGCGGAAUGGUUUUUGGAAUAUCUAACUCGCAGGGAGGACCGACAACAAUGUUCAUGCCAUUAUUGAGAAAGGCAACACCUCGAGAAAGGACAUGGCCAGUAAAUCAAGUGUUUGGCGCCGGCUCGAAAUUGACAUGCCACGAGCGCUACACCGCACAAGCUCGUUGCCACCUAUAGCCAGCAACACCUACUCUUUACAAAUCAACCCUUGUUGCUGCUAGCAGUAAGACCAGAAGAAAAUCGACCCAACUAUCAUGUACAUUCAAUGACAACUGAUCCUUUUUCCGCCUGCCCGGCCGUUGGGACAUUGUGUUUCGGCAGUUGGGAACGAUCCUGGCAGGGCACAUUGGCGUCAGGGGAACCCUAGGUAGGAUCUCUAACCACCAUGAGCCUAGGGUGUCCUCCCUCGACAUGGACUGAACAGCCUCUUUUCAGCCCUGCUUCCAAUGCGGCCCUGGCCAGUCUGGUCUUGAUCCGCCAGCGCUCGCCUAAAUUCGAACCGUUGCUGUCUCGGCUGUUGUGGACAGGCUAUACUGCGUUAUGCUGUAGCGUCGUUGAUCCGGCAUCACGUCAGUUACCCGAAUCCUGGGACCGGAUCGUCGAAAGAAGCGAGACAACAGAACCCACAGGGGCUGUCUGCACCGUGCUCAGGCUGUCUCAGGCAUUGUGUGUCCUUUGGCAGCUGGUCCGCGCAGCAUUGUCCACCGAGCGAUCCAGCUGCCACUCGACUGAUGAUGGGUAUGACAGGGACACGUUUAUCUAUACAUCUUAUAUGAGGUCCUGCUACAUGGCCCAGUACGGGCAGAGACCCUGUGGAUGCUAUCGUACUAGUUGUUCAUCAUUCGAACACGACACACGCGUUGAGGCUAGUCACCUCGUGGCUGUUGGUGUUUGUUGUGGCCAAUUCCUUGUUUACGGGAUUUUAGGUAAACAAGACACACCCAGCACGCCUUUCCAUCGCCUAGGAUGCCGCAAUCGUCUCCUCCGCACGCCGUCUGUUUGCGGUAGCUUCGUGGACUUUUGAGCCUAGCUGACCACUCAAGGGAUCGAGGAUUCAGCCCGUAACUUUGAACUACGGUAUGACAGUCUCCCCAACUGCCCCAGGACUGCCGUGGACCAACCUCCGGGGCCAACCACCGGCUUUCGAGGCAUCUCCGGCCCUGGUCGUGACACUUCAGUGGGUCGUGGAUCCCUGCCGGGCCUACAGACUAUUCCUUGUCAUUUGUCCGACGCAAAACGCCUCUUUUUGCACAACUUCUAGCAUCAUCCUUGCCCACAUUCAAAUCACGAGAGAUUUGGCUGCCUCUUGUUACAGCUUUUGCGCCCUUGUCAGUACUGGGAUUUCCUUCUCUUUUCGCAUGCCGGACGCGUCUUUCCUUUUCUUGACCAGACUUCGACACACCCACUCUCGUUUGCAGACCGCGUCCAACUCAGACGCAUCAUCUAUGCCAGUUUUCCAGUGCGACCUAACAUCCUACUUAAACACGUCAAAAUCCCAUUUGACGUUCCCGCUUGCCAACGGGAUAUCCGCCCGUGCGCGCAAAGAACCGCUCGCGUCAAUGCGCAGAGGAAGGUCCCUUUCUUUCGUGUGUACUCCAGGGUCGAAACAGAAACAUGGAAUCUCGUCUGCGCAAGCUUCUUUCCCCGAAGAGGCCGUCGGCGGAGGAUAGAACCGCUGCCGCCGAGCUAGAUCUGCAUAGUGUGCCUUACACUACAGCUCCCGCUCAAGGCAAGCUACCUGUAUUCAUCCACCAUGCCCUGGGCAAAACUGCUACUGUCAAAGCCAGACCUGAGGCGACCGUAACGUCCACUGGGGUUCGCUCACUCUCAUACGAUUCUACUGUACCAGGAAAGCCGCCUCAACUCUGUGACAGGCCGCAACGAGGUAAUGGGCCCGUCAAGCUCCAAACCAACCGACGUCUGAGUUCGGGGGAACUCCUCGUCACGCAGCAGGACUACGAGCGCACCUUGGACGAUAUCCGCCAGGGCGACUACAUCCUGGGCGGAAAGGAUCGAAGGAUAUCCCAGGCCACAACAGCUCGGCCCAGAACAUUGCCUGUCAAAACCGUGGCUUCGCACUCCUUCUCAUCUGCCCCGAGUGCGGCUUCGCGCACCAAUCCUGGCCCUGCAAGUCCACAAUGGGAACCUCCCUCUGCCAUGAGUGAUGACGCUGUCUUCGGCGCCUCGUCGAGUUCCGCACAACUUUUUGGCAACGACCAUUUAUAUGAGAACCCGUCAUGUGGUUCGAAUCGUUCCACAACCGGACUCGGCAUUUCCACGCUUUCCCCUCAAUUCUAUCCUCGACACAUGGCAUCCACGAGCUCCUUCCCCGAGCACCAGGAAGAGCGCCAGCCGGCCGUACAAGCUCUCUGGAGAGCUGAAUAUGGCCGACUUGCUUCUAUCUACGGUCAAGCAGGGGUGAACCGGAACAUUGCCCAUGUCAGCCAGGAUUAUUUGAACAAGCCAUUGCCGGAAAUUAAGAGUGACAGGUGUGUGUCCUCAGUGAGCAGAAAAACCAGCUAUUCUUCUUCGACGCAGUCCUUCCAAAACGCGCUUUCGCCGCAAGUUGGAGCUGGAUCUGCGUCUGCAUCUGCUUUUGCAUCCCCUCGUCCAGGGGUGGGAAUUGCAAACAUAAUGCCAUUGCCCCAUUUUGAGCACGGGUACCUUGAUGACCAUUCUGAACGCUCGUCGACCCAACGGCACUCGGCUCUUUCAUCUACUGGCACCUCGUCUUCGUUUACCACAAGAACGAGCUUGGCCGAAGACCCCGCCGCUCCAACCAGCAGAGACGAGUUGCGCAAAAUCGUCGACGAGAUGCGCCUGACGUAUCUACAUGCCAUUGAGGCCCGUACCCCUCCAACACCCCCAUUAUUUUCUAGUGCUUCAAUACAGAAUCCUCGGUCUAGGAAACAGACUCGGUCCUUGACUUCUUCCAUGUCCGUUGAGAGCGGAUUACGAUCAGCCAGUCAGCGCCAGUCGAAAAAUUCUCGCUCCAAAUCCUGGCAAUCUUCUGCCUCAAUGCCACAGACAUCAUUGGCCUCUCUCCGCUCACAUUCACUCAAGCCUCCGAGUAGGCGUAGAACGGCGACACCAGACGGUAGUCGACGGGCCUCCGACUUACCUGUGGCCGGGUUUGCGACUCUGCCUGCGAUCCAAGCCAGCCCAGCACGGGGUCAGAAUGGGCUGGCAACAAAUGAUAGUGACGACAAGGAUAACGAUGACGAUGAUGAUGAUGAUCACGAUGAGGGAAACCAGGACGAUUGCCACGCUGACUUUGGUGCUGAUGAUCAUGUCCAACUUGAAACUGAACCAGCCGAAAACGCUGCAGAUGUAGAUGUCGGGUUGAAACGGGCUGAUUCUACGACUUUGGGUUCAAUGGCUGCAAAACUCACAAUUCUCGACCACAACCGUGCGUCGAUUUCUUCUUCCUCCCAACAACUUCCUUCCUCCGUCUCCGUUUCGGCCUCAACCUCCUCACCAACCUUCUACAUUUCGUCCGAGUCGGAGCCUGAGCUGGAAUCUGACUCCGAGUCCGAGUUCGGAUGCGACCCUUUUGUGACGAAAACCGCCGCCGCCACUUCCUCAUCACCUCUCAAGCCAUCUUCCGUUGCUGUUCCUCUGUCCCCUUCUUCAGCCGAUCCAUCUUACGAUAGGCUUCCAGAACCCGAAAGGGCAGCUUAUCCUCACCAAAAAUCGUCAAACCCGGUUGAAGGUAUACACCAGAAUCCUGCAGGCCUGCAAAACAAGGCCGAAGCCUCUAACUAUAUUGGUGUUGCUGUCGACCUUGAGGUAGACCCUGACCUCGACCUCGCGUUGGAUCUUGACGACUUCGAAUCUUUGUGCAACGAUUCCUUCAACGGGCCUGAUCUGCGCUACAACGCGUCCAAAUCUGGUGGCAUGGGCACGCUUUGAGCGACUUUCUUAUAAAAAGCGGAUUGGUCAACAGACGGAACAUAGCCGACGUGUGUCAAGGGACACAGGACACACCGGUCAUCUAUCUCUCCUUUGUGCCAAAAAGGAAUGGACCCGAUCAGCUGCUGGCAGACUUUCGGGCCUUGAUCGAUCCCAGCACCAUACAAAAAUUUUCUGGCCAUGGACCGACACAACAAUGGUUUGCUUCUCGGAUAGACAGGCCUCUCCAUUGUGUCGCCCAUGACCUCGCCGAUCUUAUGUCAAAAAUCGUCCUAUUUGUUCUGUUUAGUUUGAUUUGCUAUGUUAUAUCACGAAUGCUUAUGGUUAUGGUUAUGGUUACGCUUUAUGGCACUGAUAUGACUGGCUGUCCCACCACAGGUGGUGAUUUAUAUGUAUUUUCUUAUGGACUCAAACUGGGACGUUUUUGUUCCUUUCAUUUCCUGUUGUGAACCGGUCACUAGAGGAGUUUUAUACGAACUUGGAAUUAGACGAACUUGGAAAAGGCCGGAAGAACGAGGCUUGACGUCAAGCUGAGGUCUAGAAAUGGAAAGGAAAGGGGAGGAGAGGGAAGCAACAAACAGACAAACGGCGAAAGGGCAAGUAGAAGUCUUGCUUGUGAUCUCUCAAGCUGAGGAGGGCCAUACAGCCCAUCAAGGAGCUCCUGUCAGCUCGGCACGGCGCUUAUUACAGUGACACUUCAUGAGAGCUGAGCAAUGGGAGUUACAGUACUUUAGGUGGCUGUUUAUCUGUCCGUCUGUGUGUCUGCCAAUCUCUUCCAAAAGGAUGGUUCCAAGAGCCAUGGCUGGAGUUGCAGCCAUUAAUCACUGCUAGUAGUACAUCUCUGCCAGAUUCUACCCGCAUGGAUACUUCCAAUUCCCUUUACGGAAGGAUGGGGGAGUUUUUGAUGCAAUGCCAACCGACUUGAUGUCAACCA